This is a messenger RNA of Adineta steineri, 2457 nucleotides long. The record is from the annotation of a GenBank genome assembly. Lineage: Eukaryota; Metazoa; Rotifera; Eurotatoria; Adinetida; Adinetidae.
AUGGAUCUAAACGAACAAGGACUUCUUCUUCCAGCUCCAUUACGAGUAUAUGAUUGUUCAGCUAAUGAAGUUAUUUCAUUUAAAUUAAUUCGUUCGGAAAAGGAUUUAGAGAAUGAUGAAAUUGAAUUUUCACCAGAAUUUACACAUCAAAUUUUUGGAGAGAAUGAACGAAUCUUUGGAUAUAAAAAUUUAAAUAUAAAUAUUUAUUGUUUAUCAUCAUCACUCAAUUUUUACUUAAAUAUUGACUAUGAUGAAAAAAUAAAUCCAAAAAAAUAUCAACAAUUUAAGGCUGAUGAUAUUAUUGAAACAUUAAAUGAAUGGAUACCAAAGACAACAACAACAAAUUUAGAUUUGUUUUUAUCAAAAUUAAAAACUGAACAUGAAUAUUCAACAUUCGGUGAACAAAUCUUAUCAUAUGAAUUAAAAAGUGAAAAAUCUACAUCAUAUGCAAUUCAUCGUGUUAAUCAACAUUUCUGUGAUGAUCAAAAAUUUGUUGAAUGGUAUAAUCGUCUUGAAACAUUUCUUGUAUUUUUUAUUGAUGCUGCAUCAGCCAUUGAUAAAGAUGAUCCGAAUUGGAUUAUUUAUCUUCUUUAUCAAAAAUAUCAAAAUAAUAAUGGUCAAACAUGUUAUGCACCUAUUGGAUUUAUUACAGUUUAUCUUUAUUAUGCAUAUCCUGAUAAAAAACGACCAAGAAUUAGUCAAGUAUUGAUUCUACCACCAUAUCAAAGAAAAGGUCAUGGACGUCGUCUUGUAACAGCAAUUUAUAAUGAUUUUCGAAAAGAUACUCGUGUUCAAGAUAUUACAGCUGAAGAUCCAUCAGAUGAAUUUAUUGCAUUACGUGAUCUUGUUUCACUUGAAUUAUGUCUUAAAUAUUUACCUGAUUUAUUUUCAAAAGAAUCAAUACUUAAAACUGAUCGAUUAACAAAGGAAAUGAUUGAUAAAGCACGUGAGAUAUGUAAAUUAACUAAACAAGAAACUCGUCGUGUACAUGAAAUGUGUUUUCUUCAAUCAAUCAAUCCUAAUGAUGAACAACAAAUGAAACGUUUUCGUUUAAUCGUUAAACAACGUCUAUUUGAACCAUUACAAUUUGAUAAACGUCGUCGACUUCAAUUAGCUGAUCCAGCACUUGAAGCAUUAGCAACAGAUCCAGAAAAACGAAAAAAAUAUUUAGAUACUCAAUAUCAAUAUGUUCUUGAACAUUAUGAAAACUUUAUUGAGCAGCAACAUGAAUCAGCUGAUGCAUUAUUUGCUAAUAUAAAAUAUGUAUUAGAAGCAAAUGAAUUAAAACUUAAUCAAUUAGUUUCAAUUGGAUCUGAUAACACCAACGUAAUACUUAAACAUAUUAAAAUAAGAUGGUUGAGUCUUUUAAAAUCUAUUGAACGUCUCAUUGCAAUUCAUCCAGUUGUUAAAAGUUAUUUUUUGAAUCUGGAUAUUGAAGAAUGUCCACAGUUAUUGUUAGAAUUCUUUACAUCGCAUAAAGGUGACUGUACGUUGUACUUUUUGGCAAGCGUUUUACCAGACGUACAAAAUGCAAAUUUGGUAUUACAACGUGAAUAUACAACUGGAGUUAAUAUACAUGACAUUAUCACAAAUUUACUUCGUAAAUUAAAGAAUCGUUUACAGGAUGAGUUUUUUGGUUGUAAAGUUGCUCAAUUACUCGAAGAUUCUCCAAUAAAACAAGUUGAUGAUUUAAAAAAAUCAUUUAAAGUAUUUAUUCGUUCAAUUAUUGAUUAUAUUGAGAAAUAUUACAAUGACUAUAAAUCAUUUUAUCAAUCAAUUUCUGUUUUCGCUGAAGUCGAUAUUGAAAAAAUCGACUGGCGCAGCAUUCAAAAAUGUUCUACUUUUAUUGUUAAUCAAUCAAUUGAUCAAGAUAAUUUAUAUGAUGAAUUUAACUAUAUUAAAUCUAAGUAUAUCAAUUUGAAAGGAAAGUUCGGUGGAAUUAGUAAUCAAGUGCAAUCAUUUAUUUUAUUAAAUCAAGGUUCAUCAAAAUAUAAUGGAAUAUCAAUUAAUCAUGAAACAAAUCUAUGCGAUGAUUAUGAUGCUAUUCUAGAUAAUCUAGAUAAUACUGAUAUCGAUGAUGAUGAUGAUGAUGAAGCCGAUGCGAAAAUUUAUAAACAUAAAAAAACAAAUAGUUUAACUAGAAGUGAUCAUGCGUGGGCAUUUUUACUCGACGGUGAAUGUGUACCCAAUUUAAAAAAAUUGGUUGAGUUUGUAUUUGCUAUCCCUGGAUCGAAUGCCUUUUGCGAGACAGUAUUUAGCCACAUGAACUACCUUUGGAAUAACAGUAGAAACAGAAUGAAACAUGAUUUAGUUGGAGCUGAGUUGAAAAUUAAAAUGAAUACUCAUUUUACUUGCACAGAGUUUUACGAUUUUCUUUUAACUAAACCAGAUAUAUUGAAACAGAUUCGAUCGUCAGAUAAAUACAGCCAUGUUGCAAAAGUUCCACGUAUUGCUUAG